GUGCCUACGUCAGGACGUGCACGUUUCUUGCAUUUCACGGGGAUGUAUAAAAAGAGCAGAAAAAUCUCAGAGAAGCAUCAGUAAUUUGCAUCAGAGCUUACUAGCAACAUUGGCAAGAUGUUUACUCUUCAAACCGUUUUCAUUGUUGGCCUUGCUGCUGUAGCUUUGGGUGCAGUAAUUAGUCCAGAUCAUCAUUCACCCCCAACACUGCCAACAGUUCCAACGCUUCCAACACGGCCUACUCCUCCGACUCAUCCAACCCCUCCGACUCAUCCAACCCCUCCGACACAUCCAACUCCCCCAACGUCUUCCUGUCACUACGACAAUGGCUGCGGAAGACCUGCUUGUCAGACACCGGAAGAAUUAGCACAAAAAGUUUGGCGAAACAACUGGGACUCAACGAGGUACUGGGUAUGUGAAAAGCUCAAUCAACCCGCAACGGAAAGGAAGUGCAAAGACGGUACUGCUUUUGAUGGAGAAAAACGUCAAUGUGUACUGUGGUGUGAUUGGGAAUGGUGCCCACCAUGUGAUCCACCAACGCAGGUUCCAUGCCCACGACCACCUACUACUAAACCACCAUGCCCACCCACCAAUGCGACAAAACCUUGGAAUCCGACUCCGGAACAAACUGAACCAAGUACUGAGCCUUCAACGAAUCCUACACAACCUCCGACUGAGUCACCAACGCAGCCACCAACUGAAGCACCAACUCAACCUCCGACUGAGCCCUCAACGCAGCCUCCAACUGAAGCUCCAACGCAGCCUCCAACUGAACCUUCGACAGACCCAAUAACGGACUCAACUGCAGACCCAACUUCUGAUCCAACAACAGCUCCACCGGCUCCUUAGCAAAUACCUACAAUGUACAUCCCGGACAGCAUGAAUCUCGAUCCUCGGUAGCUCAAUAAAUAUAAAAUCAGCAAUUAAAAAAA
Messenger RNA from Lutzomyia longipalpis, 932 nucleotides. RefSeq lists its product as uncharacterized. Gene Ontology annotation, molecular function: chitin binding. The record is from RefSeq and is a predicted model, not a curated record. The coding region runs from base 118 to 849 and encodes 243 amino acids. Lineage: Eukaryota; Metazoa; Arthropoda; Insecta; Diptera; Psychodidae. The transcript is spliced from 2 exons.